Schistocerca piceifrons (Central American locust) is the source of this 1911-nucleotide messenger RNA. Its product is annotated as trichohyalin-like. The record is from RefSeq and is a predicted model, not a curated record. Lineage: Eukaryota; Metazoa; Arthropoda; Insecta; Orthoptera; Acrididae. Bases 1 to 1911 code for a protein of 636 amino acids. The transcript has 2 exons.
AUGGAUUACCGUGCCCGGAAAGAGGAGAUGGAUUACCGUGCCCGGAAAGAGGAGAUGGAUUACCGUGCCCGGAAAGAGGAGAUGGAUUACCGUGCCCGGAAAGAGGAGAUGGAUUACCGUGCCCGGAAAGAGGAGAUGGAUUACCGUGCCCGGAAAGAGGAGAUGGAUUACCGUGCCCGGAAAGAGGAGAUGGAUUACCGUGCCCGGAAAGAGGAGAUGGAUUACCGUGCCCGGAAAGAGGAGAUGGAUUACCGUGCCCGGAAAGAGGAGAUGGAUUACCGUGCCCGGAAAGAGGAGAUGGAUUACCGUGCCCGGAAAGAGGAGAUGGAUUACCGUGCCCGGAAAGAGGAGAUGGAUUACCGUGCCCGGAAAGAGGAGAUGGAUUACCGUGCCCGGAAAGAGGAGAUGGAUUACCGUGCCCGGAAAGAGGAGAUGGAUUACCGUGCCCGGAAAGAGGAGAUGGAUUACCGUGCCCGGAAAGAGGAGAUGGAUUACCGUGCCCGGAAAGAGGAGAUGGAUUACCGUGCCCGGAAAGAGGAGAUGGAUUACCGUGCCCGGAAAGAGGAGAUGGAUUACCGUGCCCGGAAAGAGGAGAUGGAUUACCGUGCCCGGAAAGAGGAGAUGGAUUACCGUGCCCGGAAAGAGGAGAUGGAUUACCGUGCCCGGAAAGAGGAGAUGGAUUACCGUGCCCGGAAAGAGGAGAUGGAUUACCGUGCCCGGAAAGAGGAGAUGGAUUACCGUGCCCGGAAAGAGGAGAUGGAUUACCGUGCCCGGAAAGAGGAGAUGGAUUACCGUGCCCGGAAAGAGGAGAUGGAUUACCGUGCCCGGAAAGAGGAGAUGGAUUACCGUGCCCGGAAAGAGGAGAUGGAUUACCGUGCCCGGAAAGAGGAGAUGGAUUACCGUGCCCGGAAAGAGGAGAUGGAUUACCGUGCCCGGAAAGAGGAGAUGGAUUACCGUGCCCGGAAAGAGGAGAUGGAUUACCGUGCCCGGAAAGAGGAGAUGGAUUACCGUGCCCGGAAAGAGGAGAUGGAUUACCGUGCCCGGAAAGAGGAGAUGGAUUACCGUGCCCGGAAAGAGGAGAUGGAUUACCGUGCCCGGAAAGAGGAGAUGGAUUACCGUGCCCGGAAAGAGGAGAUGGAUUACCGUGCCCGGAAAGAGGAGAUGGAUUACCGUGGGGGGGAGGAAGAGGAAGAGGAAGAGGAAGAAGAGGAAGAGGAAGAAGAGGAAGAGGAAGAAGAGGAAGAGGAAGAGGAAGAAGAGGAAGAAGAGGAAGAGGAAGAGGAAGAAGAGGAAGAAGAGGAAGAAGAGGAAGAGGAAGAGGAAGAAGAGGAAGAGGAAGAAGAGGAAGAGGAAGAGGAAGAGGAAGAAGAGGAAGAGGAAGAGGAAGAGGAAGAGGAAGAGGAAGAAGAGGAAGAAGAGGAAGAGGAAGAAGAGGAAGAAGAGGAAGAAGAGGAAGAAGAGGAAGAAGAGGAAGAAGAGGAAGAAGAGGAAGAAGAGGAAGAAGAGGAAGAAGAGGAAGAAGAGGAAGAAGAGGAAGAAGAGGAAGAAGAGGAAGAAGAGGAAGAAGAGGAAGAAGAGGAAGAAGAGGAAGAAGAGGAAGAAGAGGAAGAAGAGGAAGAAGAGGAAGAAGAGGAAGAAGAGGAAGAAGAGGAAGAAGAGGAAGAAGAGGAAGAGGAAGAAGAGGAAGAGGAAGAAGAGGAAGAGGAAGAAGAGGAAGAGGAAGAAGAGGAAGAGGAAGAAGAGGAAGAGGAAGAAGAGGAAGAGGAAGAAGAGGAAGAGGAAGAAGAGGAAGAGGAAGAAGAGGAAGAGGAAGAAGAGGAAGAGGAAGAAGAGGAAGAGGAAGAAGAGGAAGAGGAAGAAGAGGAAGAGGAAGAAGAGGAAGAGGAAGAGGAGGAUGGCCUCUGGGGCUGA